AUGGACGCAGAAGAAGCGCGCAAGGCGCUAGAUCUUGCGCGUAAGCAUGAUAUGAAUGGGAAUACAGAGGCUGCACUAAAAUGGGCGCGCAAGAGUGUGGCUAUUUACUCUACUCCUGAGGCCAUGGCCCUUUUCACUCGUUUGAAGGAGAAGGGUGCCCAAGGCGGCGGGGAUGCCACUGGACCAUCCUCCGCUGCUAAGCCAAGUAUGGAAGAGUCGGAAAGUAUUUACGCUUCGACCUCUACAAAAACCACUUCGGUGGAUUCUGACGGUCAUAAAAAGGAAUAUACAGAGAAGCAGGUUGACAUCGUUCGACGCGUGAAGCGUGCCGGCGGCGAUUUUUAUGCCGUGCUGGAUAUCCAGAAAACUGCUACAGACUCUGAAGUGAAGAAAUCUUACAGGAAGCUUGCGCUUCAGCUUCAUCCUGAUAAAAAUAGGGCGCCUGGCGCAGAUGAGGCGUUCAAACUUGUUUCCAAAGCGUUCACAGUGCUCUCCGACAAGGAUAAGCGUGCCUUGUAUGAUCGGUAUGGUGGCGAUCCAGACAGCCGCUUUGGUACCGCGCAGGCGUCCGGUGCUGCAAAUCCGUUUAGCCAAUUCCAAGGCGGCGCACGUAUGCGGCCAGGUAUGGGGACCGAAAUCGACCCUGAGGAUUUGUUCAACAUGUUUUUCGGAGGUGGUAUGGGCGGAGCCCAGUUUGGUGGUGGUCCCAUGUUCUCUUUCGGAGGGCCUGGCUUUCGCACGCAUUACUAUCGGCCAGGGGCUAGCGCAAACGGCGCUCGCGCACGUCAAGCCGGCCAGCAACAGAAUUCGAAUCAAACGGCCAUGUGGUUCCAGCUUCUGCCGAUUGCAAUUCUCCUUUUUUUCACGAUCCUUUCCUAUCUGCCCAACCUGUUUUCCGUGUCAGACCCUGAUUUCCGCUGGCGCGCUACGUCCCUCCAUCGUGCACAGCGCACUACGCAUGACCGUGGUGUUUUGUACUAUGUUGAUCCGGUAUCCUUUGCCAAGCAUCCCUAUGUAACCUCGUCCACGACAUCAUCGCGCAAUGGUGGUAACGUGCAACGUUUUUCAAAAGAGAAGAGCAGUCCUGAAUUGCGGGCAUUUGAGCGUCGUGUAGAAGAGUCAUGGAUGAAGGAACUCUAUCGACAGUGUGAGCAUGCACAAGAAUACAAGCGUAGGCGCAUUGUUGAUGCUCAAGGCUUCUUUGGUUUCGGUGGCGACCGUGAGAAAAUAGCCAAGAUCCAAGCGGAAGUGUACGAAAGCUGCGAGCAGCUCGAGCGGCUCUACGGCAUCCGCCUCACAUAG
This is a messenger RNA of Malassezia pachydermatis, 1302 nucleotides long. RefSeq lists its product as hypothetical. The record is from RefSeq and is a predicted model, not a curated record. Gene Ontology annotation, cellular component: endoplasmic reticulum membrane. Gene Ontology annotation, biological process: cellular response to misfolded protein. Gene Ontology annotation, molecular function: Hsp70 protein binding. NCBI's taxonomy places the organism in Eukaryota, Fungi, Basidiomycota, Malasseziomycetes, Malasseziales, Malasseziaceae. The transcript is spliced from 4 exons. Bases 1 to 1302 code for a protein of 433 amino acids.